GUCAUUUUGGUUUCCGCUGUAACACUUCGUAAAAUCUUCUUUUUUGCAAAAAUAUCAUCAUAAAUGUGGUGAAAUCCUUGGAAUGACGUUGAUUAUUACAAGACUAUUUAAAAAUCAUCUUUAGUUGUCCAAAUUCCUGCACCAGAAGCGCAAAAUGUCAUCUGAAACCAGUGAUGAAAGUAAAGUGGAGAGCGCGGAAGGGCGCCCGGGCUCGGCCCCGGAGCAGGCGCGGCGGGAGCUGGAAGAGGAGUUCAACGUGCAGCGAGCGCGAAUGAAAGAGCUAUUCUUGCAGAAAGAAGAGGACAUGAGGAAGGUGCGGCAGGAGAAGGAGCAGCUGGAGUCGGAGGUUCUCGGGCUCCGGGCCGAGCUGCAGCAGCUGCAAACCCUCAGCCACAACCAGAAGUCCGAGAUACAGAGCUUGCAGCUGCUAGUCAAUGGUAAACAACGUUAUACAGCAUUUAUUUUAGAUCAAGCCUACUAUCCAUAA
Molecule: messenger RNA, 487 nt
Organism: Ostrinia nubilalis (European corn borer)
Lineage: Eukaryota; Metazoa; Arthropoda; Insecta; Lepidoptera; Crambidae
Gene: Rbpn-5
Product: rab GTPase-binding effector protein 1-like
Exons: 3
Coding region: 155-487 (110 amino acids)
Source: RefSeq, a predicted model, not a curated record